CUCCUUGCCAGGGUUCUGCAGUGCUCCAGGCAGCGAGUUUUGAAGCAGGAUGGGAAAAAGACGCUGUGUUCCUCCACUUGAGCCCAAGCUGGCAGCUGGCUGUUGUGGGGUAAAGAAGCCCAAAUUGUCUGGGAGCGGAACGCACAGUCAUGGGAAUCAGGCCACAACUGUACCAGGCUCCAGUUCAGGUCCUCUUCAGAACCACCAGCAUACAGACGGGAAUAAUGGAAGGGAGAACGUAUCUGACUUGACUUUGGGCCCAGGAAAUUCCCCAAUUACUCGAAUGAAUCCCACUUCAGGAGCUCUGAGCCCACUUACUCGGCCCAAUGGAACUGCCAACAGCACCAAGAACCUGGUGGUGACAGCGGAGAUGUGCUGCUACUGCUUUGAUGUACUCUACUGUCAUCUCUAUGGUUUCCCUCAGCCACGACUUCCUCGAUUUACCAAUGACCCCUAUCCACUCUUUGUGACGUGGAAGACGGGGCGAGACAAGCGGCUUCGUGGCUGCAUCGGGACCUUUUCAGCCAUGAAUCUUCACUCAGGACUCAGGGAAUACACAUUAACCAGUGCACUUAAGGACAGCCGAUUCCCCCCCCUGACCCGCGAGGAGCUGCCCAAACUCUUCUGCUCUGUCUCCCUCCUCACUAACUUUGAGGAUGCCAGUGACUACCUGGACUGGGAGGUUGGGAUCCAUGGGAUCAGAAUAGAGUUCAUCAAUGAGAAAGGUGUCAAACGCACAGCCACGUAUUUACCUGAGGUUGCUAAGGAACAAGACUGGGAUCAGAUCCAGACCAUAGACUCCUUACUCAGGAAAGGUGGCUUUAAGGCUCCAAUUACCAAUGAUUUUAGGAAAACAAUUAAACUCACCAGGUACCGCAGUGAGAAGGUGACAAUCAGUUAUGCAGAAUACAUGGCUUCCCGUCAGCAUUGUUUCCAGAAUGGCACUCUUCAUGCCCCCCCCCUCUACAAUCAUUACUCCUGACACACGGCUGCAUGACCAGUCCCACUCCCCAGUUGCUGCCAACGGCUACGACAUCAUUGGGGCAGAUGCCUCCUCUUCCUGGUCCAGUUACUUCUACUACUGCACCAUUUUAUGAUGCUAGCUUCCGUUGCCAAGUCUGCCUUCCAGCUGACCUGGGGGGAGGAUGAGAGCAUGACAGAACUUCAGGGGCCCAAGCCUUAUCUCAGCCUUCCCUCCGAAUGGGGGUUCAGUUGGAUUGGGGCUCCAUGCCUACGAACUGUCGUGAGGUGCAGAAGACCUCUAGGAGUGAAAGUGCCACUUCGGACUGAUCCGUUCUCGUGCGUUACCGACACUCCGGAAACUUGAGUUGUUCAUUAUGGAAGCCCCCCAGAUCAAGUAGGAGCAUUCCCCUGGCAGCCUGGGCAACGGAGUGCAACAAAACAUUUUUUAGGUUCUUUUUAAUUUUUUUUAACCUCUGGUAUCUGUUGUGUACCAAGAGCUGAUUGCAGUCCCCACACAUCACAGGCGGACAUUAUGAUAUUGGGGAGGGUUGAACAUCGGGAUAGCACCCCAUCCUCACGACAGAAAACACUUAAAGAUGUGAAAAACCUUUGGAUGGUAUUGCAGAUGGAUCCAUUAUUUAAAUGAACCCUAGAAAGCUUUAAUUAUCAGAUCCCACUGUAGGUUGGAUUCUCUAGAAGUCCUCUUGGUUUACAGUUUUCUGGGUUUUUAGACAGUGCUUUGUAAUGUAGCCUGCUGUGAAAUAGAAUGCUGUUAUGCCUGUAAGAGGGCAACACAGCACAUGCUGUGUAUGCAAAGGACAAGGUACUUGAGUAUCCUUGGACAGUCUUCUCUGUUACGACUAAGUUCUGUGUCCAAACAUUUGUAACGGAGCCCGAUUGCAUUAGGGGUGAGGAGGGAUUUGCAGGGCAUUGACUGUAGUCAUACAAGUGAGACUAGUGACUGAAAUUUGUUUCACUUAAGCUAACCGUCUCGGGGACCUUCCUUUUGAUAGGACAGACACUUUCUCUGGUGUGACUACCAACCUUGAGAACUGUGAGUAUUCCAGUUUAUAGCAGGCCUAUGGAAUAGAGCUAUGUAGUUUCACUGGUAAGUUAUUAUCUUAUACAGUUUAGUCAUUACCACAUCAAGGCAAUGAGCGGGAAACCUGUGUUACACAAACUGUGGGAAACUGAUGUGCAUUCUGUAUUUCUUCUCCCAUCAUUGAUGAUUACAAGAAAUGCUCUCUUCUGAGAGGAAGAUAAGUUACCCAGUUGUUAUUCUGCAGCAUCAUUGAGGGAUGUCAUAAACUCUAAAUUAUGACACUCUCUGCAUGAGGUCACUGGACUUCAAAAUAAAAUUGUGGGGUUUUUUUUGUUUGUUUUGUUUUCCAAGUUUCUGGGGGGUCAGCAAUGAUCAGGAAAGAAAAUACAAGUGCAUAGCAGAGUAUUGGCUAUUUGGUUGCGUAUCUCUUUAAAGUUUGCUUGUGUGUGGUAAUGAUGGCUUUUAAAAUUGGCUGGUGUUUCAAGCCUGAAAUUCUCUCCUGGCAUGGCAGGGAAUAGGGCUGGUAGAAAGCUCAGAACUGCAUGCUGCUGCUCCUUCUGGUCCUAGAGAAGCAAACAGAAUUGUGCAGUUUCACUUCAUGUUGUUGUAACGUUCUCCUGCUGGAGGAGAGAGACGUGAGGGAAAGGAGGGGGUCCUAUUUUGGAUAACGGUGCAAUAUCGACCCAGCUUUCCUACUGUACUGGGUCAUUCUUAUAAAUUGCCACUUUUCCCUUGUGAUGUUGUUGAAAAGCAAUUGAAGAUUAAGGGAUUGUUUCGUGAUUUCCUGCUGCUGAGAAUAAAUCGGUCUUGUUACAAACUCGAGUGGUUUGUAGUUACUCUCCCAGGUGCCGUGUAGUGAUGGGGGAGGGUGGAGUCAGCUCUGGACAUACCAUUCACCUUUCAGCUGUCAAACAGUAUGAUACAUAGGGCUACACACAUUACUGUUCAAGUGUUCUAUGUUAGAAUUUAAUUUCUAAAAGGUUUAAAAAAAAGCAAAAAAAUGGUGCUAAAACUUCACCCCUGAGCACGCUCAGUGAGACUGGUCAUGCAGGCAUAUAGUGCCAGGCUUUUCAACAAUAUUGUUUCUUUUUUCAAAUGUUUGCCCUGUUCUGUGUCUUCAACAGUGUAUAGUGUUUU
Gavia stellata (red-throated loon) is the source of this 3142-nucleotide messenger RNA. RefSeq names its product AMMECR1 like (gene AMMECR1L). Lineage: Eukaryota; Metazoa; Chordata; Aves; Gaviiformes; Gaviidae. Bases 50 to 982 code for a protein of 310 amino acids. The transcript has 6 exons. The record is from RefSeq and is a predicted model, not a curated record.